CUUUUACUUCCUCUUUCAAAUAAGGAAAAUCUGCACAUGACUCUAUGAAAAGAAUGUGCUUUUGUUUGAAAUAAAAAAGAUGUAUGGAUUUAUCAUUUGUUUAAAUAUAUGUAGUUUCAUUUUUAAAUCGAAUGCUCUAUGUAGUACAACUUCAAAUGGCACCAAGCGUUACGGAACAGACUGCAAAUAUAACUGUCACUGCAUUAACAAUGAACAAUGUGACGCUGUAACUGGAGACUGUUCAUCAGGGUGUGACUUUGAAUGGGUAGGACCUGGUUGCCAGUUCAAAAAUAUUGCAUUUAAAGAAGACUCUCGCCAUACUGAUAACAUACAUCCUCCAAUGUAUUCAGAUCUGGCUAAUGAUAAUCAUACAUCUACAUGUAGCUUUACUGGUACUGCUGGUACGACGAGAACGGUUGCACCUUGGUGGACACUUUGGUUGCCUUACUCCGCAACAUUUAGAAAACUCGUGUUUGUCACAAAAGAGAAGUAUUUACCAUAUUUUUCGAAUUUCAAACUAAUUGUUCAGAACGUCUCAAACUCGGACUUCAAAAGCAAAGUAUAUAGUACCGACGGAGUGUUGUGUUAUCAGCAUGACGCCUCCAUUACAAAAGAGACAACUGUGCAAGUCACAUGUACCAGUGUACCUGUCGGGAAUCUUAUACGACUACAACUUGCUAAUACGUCUACACAGCUCGUAAUCUGUGAUUUUAGAGUAUAUAAAGGAUGUGAGAGUGGUUUCUUUGGCUCAGACUGUAGAGAACAUUGCAGUAGUACGUGUUACCCUUCAGGACAGUUUACUUGCGAUAAUAUUGAAGGAGCAUGUUUAAAUGGCUGCGUUGCUGGAUGGAAAGGCACUCAGUGUGGGAACGAAUGUGAGCAUGGUAAAUGGGGCAGAGACUGUGCAGAAACAUGUGGCAACUGUUUUUCUGCAACAUGUAACAAAACAAAUGGUCACUGUCCUAACGGGUGUGAUGCUGGAUUUAAAUUGACAGACCUAUGCACUGAAAAAUGCAGUAAUGGUUAUUAUGGGAAAAAUUGUAAGCACCAAUGCAGCAGCACUUGUUCCCUUUCCUCGGGAUCAGUCAUCUGUGAUUAUAUAAAUGGAACUUGUUUAAAUGGCUGCAAAGUUGGUUGGAAAGGUCUCAAGUGUGAAAGCGAAUGUGAAGAUGGUAAAUGGGGCCCUGGCUGUGCAGCAAAUUGUGGUAACUGCUAUUCAGCAACAUGUAACCAUGUAAAUGGCGAAUGUCCAGAUGGAUGUGCUGCUGGAUUCAAACCAACAACGUUAUGUACCGAAAUGUGCAAUAAUGGGUUCUACGGGAAAGACUGUAAACACAACUGCAGCCGCACGUGUUCUCUUUCGGGAUCAGUCAUCUGUGAUAAUAUAGAUGGAAGUUGUUCAAAUGGUUGCAAGGACGGAUGGGAAGGUAUCCAGUGCGAAAAAAAAUGUGAAGAGGGCAAAUGGGGCAAUGGCUGUGCAAACAAGUGUGGUAACUGCUCCUUUACAACAUGCAACAAUGAAAAUGGUGAAUGUCCAAACGGAUGUGCCUGGGGAUUCAAAUCAACAAAAUUUUGUGAUAAAGAAUGUGACAGUGGAACUUAUGGAGUAAACUGUUCCAGCAUUUGCAGUGCUAAUUGUAACAGUGUUUGCGAUAAGGUCAAAGGAACAUGUUCGCCAUGUAAAGCUGGCUGGAAGGGAACAAAUUGCAUAACAGAAUGUGAACCUGGUAAAUGGGGUAUUAGCUGUGCUGAGGAUUGCGGCAAGUGCAAAAAUGAAAGUGCAUGUAACAGGUCUAAUGGAACCUGCUUUGGAGGAGGGUGCAUGCCGGGUUAUAAACUUACAGAGAGGUGUGAUGAAGAAUGUGAUGUUGGGACAUAUGGUGUUGCCUGUAAACAAAACUGCAGUGAAAGUUGUGCAGAGAUAUGCAGCAUUUUCGAUGGGAAGUGUGGUCGUUGCCAUACAGGAUGGACAGGAGAUCUAUGUGCCCUACAAGUUACAAAACCCCCAGAUGAUUCGAGUCCCGUCGCUUCAGUUGCUGGUGGUAUAUCCGGAGCUGUCGUAGUAGCCAUUAUUGCUGUUGGUCUCGUAUUAUUUGUUAAAUUGAGACGAAAACAACAAAAACCACUAGUGAACAACGACGCUGAAUUCAGCCAUGCUUUGAAUGAUGAAAAUCCCGAACUUAUUAAUGAGCAGCCAGAUUCCGGCAAUAUCUAUGUAAAUUCUUCAAACUUACACAACGUAAAAGAGACUCCAAAUAAAUCACAAGGCCUAUCUUCAGACGACCAGGAGCAAGAGUCAGACUACUAUAACGCACAAUCUCGACACGAAGUCCUUCUGUCCGAACUCGAAUCAUACGUCAAAACAGGGUUAGCAAACAAAGAAUAUUUCAUCACCCAGUUUAAACAAAUACCGUACGGUAUGCAGUAUCCAGCCAAUGUUGCAACCAAGCCAGGACAUUAUGGCAAGAAUAGAUACAAAUCCAUGUAUGCAUAUGACCAUUCCAGAGUUAUAUUGAAAGCUUUGCCAGAUCUUCCUGACUCGGACUACAUAAAUGCUACUUAUAUAAUGGGAUGUUCUGGCGGUAAUGACUAUAUCGCAGCUCAAGGGCCUAUUUCAAACACGCUCGAAGACUUUUGGAGAAUGAUAUGGGAACAGAACAUCAAAACAGUUGUAAUGGCUACAAACCUCUCUGAAGAAGGCAAGAUGAAGUGCAUACAGUAUUGGCCAGAAGCAGGCAAAAGUGUGCGCGCGGUGUCCAUGCAGUACUGA
Mercenaria mercenaria is the source of this 2770-nucleotide messenger RNA. RefSeq names its product platelet endothelial aggregation receptor 1-like. NCBI's taxonomy places the organism in Eukaryota, Metazoa, Mollusca, Bivalvia, Venerida, Veneridae. Gene Ontology annotation, biological process: protein dephosphorylation. Gene Ontology annotation, molecular function: scavenger receptor activity; protein tyrosine phosphatase activity. The transcript is spliced from 22 exons. The record is from RefSeq and is a predicted model, not a curated record. The coding region runs from base 80 to 2770 and encodes 896 amino acids.